Molecule: messenger RNA, 1449 nt
Organism: Phytophthora sojae
Lineage: Eukaryota; Oomycota; Peronosporomycetes; Peronosporales; Peronosporaceae
Exons: 2
Coding region: 1-1449 (482 amino acids)
Source: RefSeq, a predicted model, not a curated record
AUGCUCUGCGUGUGCUCCGAGUGGAGAAAAGUGGUGACGGAGGCCAAGACGUCGCUCCCAGAGUGGCGGUCGACGGUGUUGGGCCCGGCGGCCAGUGGCGCCGAGAGUCUGGAGCUGCUGCGGGCCAACCACUUGAACUGGGCGGACACCCGCUUCGCGCCCGACUUGGUGCUGCUCUCGGCUGCUAGUAAGGACUGCAGUCCGUGGUAUAGUGGUGGUUACUGGGAGGAGGCCAUUGCAGCGAUGGAGGAAGCUAAGUUGCUGCCUCCGAGGUGUAAAGUCGUCGGACUGUUCACUAUGAACGCAGUGUUAGGAGGACGAGAACCUGAAGAAGAGGUGGAGCUAGAGGAGAAUACCGACUCUAGUGCCGUGACCUUGUCGGUGUCUAUUGCUCACUUGCCGGAGACCACGUUGGAGAUGGCGGAGUUCGACAGGAAGGACCUGAGACGGUCUCACCACGGGGGGAUUGAGCUGGAGAACCCCUUCACUGCUCUGGGAGAGCAAGACACGCCCUCGUUUUUGAUGUUCGGAGGGAACGACCGCAGCGCGCGUCACCUUCUACCAGCGAUCAAGGAAUGGCACCCUGGAGCUGCGGUUGUCGGCGCCGUGUCGCCUCUCGUAGACAGGUGCGCUCCUCUCGCUGCGUACAGUGGUGGGCAGCAGGCAACAAGCCGGCCGCGUCCACGGGGUCAGGUACUGUUCUCGUCGACGUUGCUGCUUCGACUGCACGGCAAAGUCGGCGUGAAGGCGUUCUCCUCGAGUGGAUACCACCCGAUUACUCCAGUUCUCCGAUGCGAGCGUGCCAGCGCCUUGGACAAUUCCAGCCAGAUAAUGAUGUACGACCUCGUAUCAACGCUCGCUUCGGAAGAAGUCCACAUCAUGGACCUCUUGGAUCCAGCCGAGGUGACUGCUAUCCACCAGGAAAAUCGCACGAUGAACAUCUUCUCGUGUCGAGAAAGCGCCCCACUUGAACAUCUCUUCAACUGCUGCCGCGUAACGGAGACCAACCCAACGUUACCUGCCGCGCACAUCGAACGCCUGGAGUUUGUGGUUCCAGCGUUCAACAACUUGAUGAUGUCGGAGCCUGGCCUGCACUGGGAAGAAGGAGUGUACGGACUUCUCGCCUCUCAUCACUCGGCACGGACAUCUCAAGCACUAACAAAGAGUCUUCGAAGCACACAAGAGAGGUUGUCUUCGGCGAACGAGCGAGCGUUAGGAGCACUCGUGAUAGCUGGAGUGCUGAAUGAGGUCGAGGAUCCAGUCCACGCCAAGGACGUGACCAAGCUCUUCGCAGACACGUUUCAGGGACUGCACAUCAGUGGAUGCGUCGUGGGGAUCAGUGUUGGCCCUAUCGCGCUCCCUGGAGGUCUCCAGCCGCCUGCAGUGAUGAACAUCGCACAGGUGCAAGCUCACACAACAUGCGGGGCGAUUUUCUAUACGAAGGCGUGA